ACCCCCAGCGCCUGCGGACUUCGGGCUUGUUGUGGCAGUGACGCGGCGGAGCAGCCGGCAGAGCCGAGCGGCAAAUGAGUCAGCAGCGCCGAGAACAUCACUGUUUUCUGAUGCGGCAGUAAAAACAAGCUCUGUCGGUGACACUUUAAGCGUUGGUUAACAGAUUAUCAGUUAAAAUGGCGGUACCCGCAGCCCAGAAUCUGCAGCUGAACGCGGGGAGGCGAAGCAGCCCUGUGAGCUCUUCAGAAAAUAACAUUCACAUCGACGAGAAAGAAUUGGAAAACAUCACAAACACCGUCGAGGACGGGACUUCACUCCCUCUCCAUUCUCCAUGGACCUUCUGGCUCGAUAGGUCUUUACCAGGGACAACAGCAGCAGAGUGUGAAUCAAAUCUGAAAAAGAUCUACACAGUACACACUGUUCAGAGUUUCUGGAGUGUGUACAACAACAUCCCUCCAGUGUCAUGUCUCCCACUGAGGUGUAGCUACCACUUAAUGCGAGGAGAAAGAAGACCACUAUGGGAGGAGGAAAGUAAUGCAAAAGGUGGUGUGUGGAAGAUGAAAGUACCAAAGGAGAGCACAUUAGCUGUAUGGAAAGAGUUACUGCUGGCUACUAUUGGUGAACAAUUUGCUGACUAUUGUGCAUCAGAGGAUGAAGUUGUUGGUGUAAGUGUCAGUGUGAGGGACAGAGAGGACGUGGUUCAGGUUUGGAACGGAAAUGCAUCUUUUGCUAAUGAGGCAAACGUUUUAGGAAGAAUCUAUGAGCUCCUUCCACAGAUAUCUUUUAAAGCAGUAUUUUAUAAACCGCACGAGGAGCACCAUGCAUUUGAAGGUGGUCGUUCAAGACAUUAGCAGACUUUGCACAUUCAGUGUCUCCUUUCACUGUCUCAUUCUUCAGCCGUCCUUGGAAAAUGGACUGAAAAAAAAAUCACACCUGAUCAGGAGUGUUUAACUGCUUUACCUUGCAGGAACUGAAGUAGGUUAUGUUACAGAUCAGUUCUAAUUUUAGGUAUUUUAAACUUUAGGCUACAGAAAAUCUCUGUGGCUAAUAACGGAAAUGCGGUCUUGGCUAAUAACGUUCUCACAAGAUGAUAUUAGGCAAUAUCUAUAUAGUUCACAUGGAAGUGGAAUACGUUUAUCACAAUAGAGCAAUGUUGCCAUGAACUUUUUUUUUCAAUUAAAUGUUACCCAGUGACACAAUUGCUGCUUUUCCCUGUGUUAGCCGUGUUAGAAACGUGACAUUUACUCAAUCACAAAAAUCUGGCGCCAUUUAGGUUAGAGAGUAGUACCUGAGCUCUUAUGUUUUAUGCGAACAUGUUGCACAUUUUUGGAGAUUUUUUUUUUUUUGUGCUUCAGCCUGAGAUGUAAUCCAGUUACUUUCUGUUUUCAUUUUUUUUUCCUUUCCAGGCACCUUUUUUUGUUAAUUGGAUUCGAGAUGAAAUUUAACGUUUUGUAUUUACGUCAUUCUUGUCCUUGUCAGUAGUCCUGUGUGGGAGUUUGGUGUGUAAUGCAGUAAGAAAUAUUUCAUAGUUUGAAAUUACUAAUCUAGAAAGAACUAGGACAAUUUUGUAGUACUUUAUGCACUUAUUUGACAGCCCUCUCUUUAGCCAUACUGUACAAUUGGUGACUUUCUGAAUUUUGUUUGGUACUGUGUCAUGUUUAAAAAGGGCAGGAGUUCAUGUACUGUCCAGUUAUGAAACUGAUAAAUAUCUGUGUAAACUUUUAAGUGGAUUGAAUGGAUGUUUAGUUUUUCUGCACCAAAGAGAUUCCGCCCUUCAGCUCUCAUGUUGUAAUUUCUGAACAUGUAAAAGCGCCACUCCUCAUGUCUGAUGUGAUGUUUAGAAGUGCACAUUAGAAGCAAUAGCUGCAGCCUUGCCAUAAAUGUAGUCAAGUCUAAGCAGUGUUUACUCGUCUUUUUAGACAUUUCAUCUAGUUUUAGAUCAGCUUCGAUCUUAGUGUGAGCUAUAUUUUUAACAUCAAUUUGUCAAAUCAAAAAAAAAAACUAACUACAAGAAGACCUGGGACUAAAUUCUGACCUGGGUCACUAAUGUGAAAAUGCACUGGAAAGCACAAUUGUGGGUUUGUCCUUCUAAUGGGCAUGUAUGUUGAAGCAGAUAUGCGCAUGCAGCUGACUUUUCAUAUGUACUAUAAAUCUUUUUAUGAAACACAAUUACAGAAAUUGAUAUGUUUAUUUUUCUGAGCAUUCUUGUCGGUUAAUUCAGGGCCCCAGUCAGGAUGCGAGACCUCAAAUGGAUUGUUAAUCUUCUGGAAUGGUGCCUUGUGUUCUCCAGGGUUUCACUCAUAGAAUAUUCUGGUUUAUCUUUAUGUAUUUAAUCAGUUAUAAUGUAAAUUGAUUUUUUUUUUUUGCUUAUAGGUUUUGAGAUAUUGAAUAAAGAUGCAUUUUUGAGGACAUUGAAAA
This is a messenger RNA of Neoarius graeffei (lesser salmon catfish), 2418 nucleotides long. RefSeq names its product eukaryotic translation initiation factor 4E family member 3 (gene eif4e3). Gene Ontology annotation, cellular component: eukaryotic translation initiation factor 4F complex. The transcript is spliced from 7 exons. The coding region runs from base 177 to 851 and encodes 224 amino acids. The record is from RefSeq and is a predicted model, not a curated record. NCBI's taxonomy places the organism in Eukaryota, Metazoa, Chordata, Actinopteri, Siluriformes, Ariidae. Gene Ontology annotation, biological process: translational initiation. Gene Ontology annotation, molecular function: RNA 7-methylguanosine cap binding; translation initiation factor activity.